AUGGCCGACGACUACAGGCGACAGGGGUUUGAGUUGGAGAGAAGAAUAUUCGACCUAGACGUCAAAUGCUCCAGUCUCAAAGCCGAGAAACCUGAUGAUGACUAUCUGCAGAAUGCAGCGUCCAUAAUAGAGAAGUUGCAUAGCUAUUUUAGGCACGGAGGAGAAAGCAGCACUCUGUCCAAGCUGCUGCAGGAUUACACACAGGUGAUUCUUGACAUCACAUUCUUCGAGGAGAAUAGACUUGUAGACUUGGAGUUCCCAGAAGAAUGUUCACCAGCAAAGAUCCAGCAACUUCUUCAAGAUUUAACUGAACCAGAGGUUUUGGCUGGAAGACUUGCACCAGGACAAGAGGUGCAGUCUGUGCUGGGUCUGGAGUUACUCGAAUGCCUUUACUGGAGACGUGGAGCUUUGCUGUACAUGUAUUGCCACACUCUUCACCAGAGAAAACAGUGGAUUAAGAAAAACAAGGAGACAUUUCUGAAGUGCAUUCAAGAAGGAGUGCGGUAUCUGAUGCGGAUGUUGCAAGUGAGGAACUCUGUGAAACUCAGUGAUGGGGUUGUCCUUCAUGACACUGCUACAGCCAACUUUCUCUCUGAAGGUGUUUUCUCAGACACACACCUAUUGACCAUGAUGUACAUUGGAGAGAUGUGUUUCUGGGCUGUGAAGUAUGAAGACUGCAGUGCGGACUCAACAGAACGCAAAGAGGACCGCCUUCAGUUUCGGGACAUUGGCACGCAGAUUCUUCAUAAAUAUAAUCUGCGGCUCCUCAGGCAGCGGUACUUCAGCAGUGGCUCUGUCUCCGAGACUGAGGAGCAACAUGACGCUCUAUCGGGAUUUUUGGAACGUUUACCGGUUGACCUACAAUUCCUCAUUCUGACCUAUCUGUCCCCCGCUGACCUCUGCCUACUUGGGGGAACUUGUCACUAUUGGAGAGGAAUGGUGAGGGACCCGCUGCUCUGGAGGUUUUUAUUACUCCGAGACAUACCUUUUUGGAAGUCCAUCGAUCACCUGAGUAUGCCUCAACUGGAACUAUUGGAUGCACCUCUGGUUGACUCGGAGGAAAGCCUGGAGGAUCGGGUGGAGGGGGUUGACAACGACUCUAAAGUUGACUACAUGUCAGAGUAUCUCAGAGGUUCUCCUUCCUGCAGACAACAGUGGCUCCCCACAUCUGCCCCCUACAAAGUGGUCACUUCAUUUUUUCAGUCCUUGGUGGCCUCAGCAGAACCACGCUAUGCCAUGUUUGGACCAGGCAUGGAGCAGCUGGAGGUGUCUUUUGUCACAAAGCUGAUGAAUUCUCCAGACCUGCUUCCUGUGUCAGUGUCAGGCACAUCUCACAGAAAGAUGCACGGUAUUGGCUCUGGUAUCACUUACCUAUUUGACAACCAACAUAAAUUCAACAUUUUGACACUUUACUCCACAAAUAGGGCUGAGAGAGAGAGAGCCAGAAUGCAGCAACAAAACGUCGAUAACAAACUGUUCACUGUGGAAUUAAACGCUGGAUCUGAAGUCCCGACGUUCAGCCCAACUCCACAUGUGCAGCAAGUGUGUCAGGCAGUGGACGGCUUCAUCUACGUGGCCAAUGCUGAGCGAGCUGAUGGGAGUGAGAAUGAGCCGGCUCAGGUCCGGGCUUUGUUGAGCUCAGCCUGGGGCUCCACGUCCAGGCCACUCCUGGUGUUGUCCUGUGUCUCCAGAGAGGAGCCUCCGACCCCACACAGAGUCCCCUGCAUCCACAUGGCCAAGAGGCUGGAGCUGGCAGCACUGGAAAACCCCUGGAUGGUCCAGGAUGUAGCAGCAGAUUCACUUUCAGGGCUUCUAGAUGGCCUUUCAUGGAUACUGAGCCCUGCUUUCGCCCGGAUCUGGCCUGAUUCCUGCAGCGCUGGGACCCCGGGCUCCGCAGACUGGUCUGUCUCUGCUCCCGAGUCCCUGCGCUCCGCUUCCAUCAUGAUUAAAGCCAUUCUCAUCUUCAACAACCAUGGGAAACCGCGGCUCUCCAAAUUCUACGAGCACUAUUCAGAAGACACAGAGCAGCAGAUCAUUAGAGAAACCUUUCACUUGGUCUCAAAAAGAGAUGAAAACGUUUGUAAUUUCCUUGAAGGUGGAAUGCUGAUUGGAGGAUCAGACUACAAGCUCAUCUACAGACACUACGCAACUUUAUAUUUUGUCUUUUGCGUGGACUCAUCUGAGAGUGAACUAGGAAUCUUAGACUUAAUCCAGGUCUUUGUGGAGACUUUGGACAAGUGCUUUGAGAAUGUUUGUGAACUUGACUUAAUCUUCCAUGUAGAUAAGGUUCAUAAUAUUCUGGCUGAGAUGGUGAUGGGAGGCAUGGUCCUAGAGACUAACAUGAAUGAGAUCAUCACACAAGUGGAUGCUCAGAACAAGAUGGAGAAGUCUGAGGCCGGGAUAGCAGGGGCCCCCGCUCGCGCCGUGUCUGCUGUAAAGAACAUGAACCUCCCAGAAAUGCCCCGAAACAUCAACAUAGGCGACAUCAGUAUAAAAGUGCCAAACUUGCCCUCCUUCAAAUAG
Messenger RNA from Knipowitschia caucasica, 2523 nucleotides. Lineage: Eukaryota; Metazoa; Chordata; Actinopteri; Gobiiformes; Gobiidae. The record is from the annotation of a GenBank genome assembly.